Messenger RNA from Lathyrus sativus (Indian pea), 867 nucleotides. Lineage: Eukaryota; Viridiplantae; Streptophyta; Magnoliopsida; Fabales; Fabaceae. The record is from the annotation of a GenBank genome assembly.
AUGAUGAAGAUUCAAAAGCAAUUAUCUCUCUUAUGCAUUUCACUAACACUUCUAUUUUCCCUCACUUUAGCAACCCUUUCUCCUGCCACGUCACCAGUUCAAACUCAAACUCAAACACCAACUUCAUCCCCAACAAAACCCCUAAUCCCUACACUACCACCAAAUGACAAUAAUACCCCUCAAACAUCCACAACCGACAUAGUUCAAAUCCUUAAACAAGCAAACUCAUUCAACAUCUUCAUCCGUCUCAUGAAAACAACUCAGUUAAUCAACCAACUAAACUCGCAACUCAUAACCAUAAAAUCUGGUGGCUUAACAAUUCUUGCACCAGAAGAUUCAGCAUUCUCAGAACUCAAACCAGGCUUCCUCAACACACUCUCCAAUGGACAGAAACUAGAGCUACUUCAGUUCCACGUUGUUCCAGAUUUUGUAUCUAGCUCUAACUUCGAUACUUUGACUAACCCUGUGAGAACACUCGCCGGAAACAAACCUGGAAAAGUUGAACUUAACGUGAUUAGUUUUAAUGGAAACGUGAAUAUUUCAACUGGAGAAGUUAAUACGACGGUUAAUGGAGUUAUCUAUACGGAUAAACAUCUUGCUAUUUAUAGGGUUGGUAAAGUGCUUAUUCCGUCGGAGUUUUAUCCGAAGAAGAAAAUUGUGGUGGCGCCGGCUUUAGCACCGGCGCCUGUGAUUGACGAGGCUAAGGCGCCGAAGGCUGAGAAGGAGAAACCAGUGUCUUCGGAAGAUUCAUCGUCGCAGGUUGUUCCUACUCUGACAUCUGGUGGUAUGAGAAUUGAUGUGUAUGGAACUUGGGUGGUUACUGUUGUUGGAAUUGUUUUGGGAGGUUUUUACAACAUGAAGUACUAG